AUAGCUAGGGUUUGUGGCGAUGGCGCGGAGCCAUGCAGCGGUGCAAGGGUGAGGAGUUCGCAGCGCAUUGCAUGGAAUCUAGCUCCCGCGAGCGCCCGGGAGUAUGAAUCGGUGGAAUAGAUCGAGGUAGCGGAGUGGCAGCGGCGAUGGAGCUCCAAAUGCAGCUCGUUCAAGCAGUCCAUGUCCUGAAUCACGACAUGCUGUCUUGCAACAGAGUCGCUGCGAAUCAAUGGCUCGUCCAGUUCCAGCAGACGGACGCUGCCUGGCAGGUCGCCACGGGAAUUCUCACAGCGGAGGCGCUUAACAUCCACGAUUUCGAGGUGGAAUUGUUUGCCGCACAGAUUCUCAAGAGAAAGAUUCACAGUGACAUUGGGACGCUGUUGCCUGAUGGGAGGCGCGCAUUGCAAAAUGCGCUGCUUGUGUCGGCAACCAAGCACAGCUCGGGACCCUCGCAGCUGCUGACUCAAAUUUGCCUUGCGCUAUCUGCGCUGAUUUUUCGAUCGCCAGAGGCUCGGAGUCUCAUACAGCAGCUGUUUGGUCGCUUGUAUGAGUUGCAAUGCCAAGGCAGCGGGAGCCAUGCUGUGCUGGAGCUUCUUACAGUGCUUCCAGAGGAAGUCACGGAGGAAAAGACUAUCGUUGCCAACGUUAAUUCAGAUCACAGGAGGCAAUUCAGUGACGAGCUACUUUCGCAUUCUUCUUCUGUUCUGAAGUUCUUGGUACAUCUCACUGAGAAUGAAGCGCAUUUUUACACUGUGCGCAUUGGGUGUUUAUUGGAAAUUGAUCAGCUUGCAGUUCCUAGCCAUCCUCUUAUUGCUUUUGCAUUUGCUUGCCUCCAGGUUCGUGAAUCCUUUUCGGUUGCCAUUGAGGUUCUUGCGGAGCUUAUUAAUCGGCACGAGGUUAUACCGCCAGCGGUUGUGCUGCAGAUGAUCGUAGUGAAAGAUACGUUGCUUUUGCCGGCCCUUGGAACUGGUAACGAAGUUGUUGUCAAAGGCCUCUGCUGGUUGAUGGCCGAGCUCGGGCAAUCUGCACCAGGAUUGUUUGCACGAGGAACACCUGAUGUUUUGUCUCUUGAGGAGGCGAUGUUGGGAUGUACUCGGUUUCAAAGCUCAAAUUGGGAGGUAGCUGAAACAAGCCUUCCGUUCUGGUCCGCUCUUGGUGAUUAUUUGAUUAACCUGGGUUUUGAGAAACAAAGCGGCUUGAGGGCAUAUAUUCCGCUCUAUAUUUCUUUAUUAGACGCGCUUGUUUUGCGAGUUCAGGUCGGUCCGAAAUCAUAUAAUGAAGAUGAUAUUGAUGGGAGUACUGGCUUGCCCGACAGUUUAGCACAAUUUCGAAUAAAUCUGGAGGAAACAACAACGACUGUUUGCCGACUCCUAGGACCAACUCAGUACGUAACUCAGCUUCUCAGUCAGAUUACUUUAGAACUCCCAGUUUUGUGGCAAGUUAUAGAGGCACAAUUCUUUUUGCUCUAUGCUGCCUCCGAAGCUAUUUUGGACGGACCAGCAUUGGAUCUUUCCAGCCUUGUAAAUGUUUUCCUAGCCAUAAGUGAGGAAAGGCCGGAGACGGUAGCUGGAUAG
This is a messenger RNA of Selaginella moellendorffii, 1574 nucleotides long. RefSeq names its product transportin MOS14. Gene Ontology annotation, cellular component: nuclear membrane; cytoplasm. The transcript has 13 exons. Lineage: Eukaryota; Viridiplantae; Streptophyta; Lycopodiopsida; Selaginellales; Selaginellaceae. The record is from RefSeq and is a predicted model, not a curated record. Bases 147 to 1574 code for a protein of 475 amino acids. Gene Ontology annotation, biological process: protein import into nucleus.